Messenger RNA from Mesorhabditis spiculigera, 1059 nucleotides. The record is from the annotation of a GenBank genome assembly. NCBI's taxonomy places the organism in Eukaryota, Metazoa, Nematoda, Chromadorea, Rhabditida, Rhabditidae.
AUGCCGCCUUUUCUCCUCCUCUAUUCGACAGCCGAGAUCUUGUUGGCUGUCCACAUCACACUCGCGAAUUUCGUCGUCCUCUGGGUGUACGUCCGGAACCGAUCCGUCCGCACCGUCACGAACAGCUACAUUGUCUCGUUGGCGUUCACCGACUUCUUGUCGGGGCUUAUUGGAAUCCCCGUGACGGUAUGGUCGGUGCACACGCGAAGCCCGAACACGUACAUCCCAUGCCUGCUCGUGCACCUGUUGCUCUGCGUCCUGUGCACAAUCUCCACCCUCCAUAUGCUUGCCAUCGCCAUCGACAAGCACGCCACGAUCUGCCGCCGCGAUCGGCUGUUCAACACCAGGAAAGCGAGAGCCUGCAUUCUCAUCACUUCCGCCUGGUUCCUAGGCACCGCUGUGGCAAUCAUACCCAUCUUCGAAGUAUUUGGCUUAUCUAGGGAACCGGAGUUCGAGGGCGAGUGCCAUUUCACGGUCGUUAUGGACUACCGAUACCUAGUGUACAUCAUAUUCUUCGGCACGAUCCUGGUCCCGUCGGCCAUAAUUGCUUUCUGCUACAUCCGUAUCUACAGCACGAUACGCGAGGAGGAGAAGCAGGUGACGUUCAUGCUCAAUCGCCUGGAGAAAGAGCGUCGGAUGGCGAACCGGCGGAAGUUGAUACGGACCUUGUUGAUCUUGGUGUUCACCUACGGGGUUUGUUGGUACCCCCUAUACCUGAUCAACACCUGGGACUUCCUCUUCCCGACAAUGGCCUCGGGCCCUCUGCCCACGCUCUCGACGGUGGUCCUCUCCCACGUGAGCUGCGCCCUAAACCCGUUGAUCUACGCCUACGGAAUGCCCGGGUUCAAGAAGGCCCUGCGUGCCUUCUUCAACCCGCGCAAUGGCAAGGUGCCGUACCCGUUGAGCACGCAGAGGAGCCUCACCGGCGUAAAGGAGGUGCCACCGUAUUCGCGAGUUGGUGAUCUGGAUGCGAUGCGCAAACGAAGUGCCCCAGCACCCACAAAGCGACUCCAUCAACCCCACCCAAUUGGCCGUAGACGAACCUUGGAAGUCUACACA